UUUGGUAUAAGUUCAAAAGGUAAGUAAGGACUUAUGUCAAACGAUCUUAGACAAAAGUGAAGCCUGGGGUUUGAAUUCUGUCACCUGCAGCGCAUAUAGUUAUUUGCCUCUUACGUGUAGGUCGAUGACACAGUUAGCACAGACAUAGGAUUAUAAGCCCAGCCCAACCAUAUCAAAAAAAUAAAAAAUGCAAAUAUUGACAUACCACAUAGGAGAACAAAUGUACAAGGAAUGGAGGCCUGUCCACAGCCAAAAACAAAUAGAAAGGCUUGAAUACCCCCACCAGUUAAUGUAAAAUGACCAUGACACCCUUGCCGAAGGCCCAAGCCACUUCUUAGCGCGACGGCGAAUCAAUCGACAAUUGAAUCGAUCACAGGCACCAGCGCCCUUUUGUCCCUACCUAUUCUCAGGCGAGGCUGAGGUUUCCCUCCUCGGAGAGACGCAGAAGAAGAAGAUAUGGUGAAGGAGUGGGUUUCUGUUUCUCCGGCAUCGGAGAGGGGAUGUUCAGAGGGUGCAAGCGCCGGCAGCGGGGGAGGAGCAUGGUGGGCAACCAAUACCCUAGUUGCCCUACUCGCCAUACUGCUAUGGCACUUAGCCAGGCACUUGUACUUCUCCCUUUUCGCCUUUCGCUCUCCCACCAAACCCUCCCUUUGUCCCCCCGCGAGUCCGCAGCUCCGAAUUGUGGAGAUCAUAUCAGAUGCAGAUUUACAAACUUUAAUCAACAAUUUGGAUGAGAAGAAUAGUGAGAGUGAUAGAUGGGAAAAUGUCAUAGACAAGAAAAAGGAUAACCUUUCGUACAAAGUGAAAUGCUGCAAACCGAAGGAUGGUCCCUUGAAAUACAUGAGCUGGACGAUAUUUGAGAAUUGUUCAACUGAGUUGCUGAGAGACUUUUACAUGGACAAUGGCUAUAGAAAGCUGUGGGACAAGACCGUGGUUGAGCAUGAGCAGCUGCUGGUGGAUGAAACUAAUGGAAUUGAAAUUGGUCGUACAAUCAAAAAAUUCCCAUUCUUGACUCCUAGAGAGUAUGUACUAGCUUGGAGAUUGUGGGAGGGAAGAGACAAGUCCUUUUACUGCUUUAUCAAGGAAUGUGAACACCCUUCAGUACCACGACAAAAGAAGUAUGUACGUGUUGAGUUCUUUAGAUCUGGUUGGCGAAUUAGGAAAGUACCUGGUAGAAAUGCAUGUGAGAUCAAACUGGUGCAUCAAGAAGAUGCUGGUUUGAAUGUGGAGAUGGCAAAGCUGGCGUUUGCCAAGGGCAUAUGGAGUUACAUCUGCAGAAUGGAUACUGCUCUGCGAGGAUAUUCUGCCUCCAGCCGUUCUCAACAAAAUUUGGCUGUGACUGCAGUCACUCUUGUUCGGAAGGUCCCACCUGGACUAGAAGCAGUUGAUGGCAUAACCUGUGCAGCUCCUCGAGCAACCUCUGCAGCAAGUGUCAGCCAUGAACAAAUCACUAGUGAAGCCAGUGGGCAGAAGUCCUCAAGAAGGCCGUCAAAGAAAUUGAUAGCCAAUGGAUUGCUUAUACUUGGUGGUUUGAUCUGCCUAUCUCGUGGUCACUCUUCCCUGGGCGCUAAAGUUGCCAUGGCAUUCAUCUUGAAAAAGCUGACCAGACAUGAUUCCCAAUCCAGCCAAACCAGGCUAAGUUGACACUGGUUUAUCGCAUAGCUGCUGUUAUAAUUAUUACAAUAUAAGUUCUUAGUUUUUAUGCUGCUCCUCACAUAUCAUAUACUAGCUCUGACAUCUGGCGCAAUUGUUAACCCAUGUAACAGCUGUUAUUGUUUCCUUUCUGUACACACCAAGUAAAUGUAUUCUUGUAAGUUGUUUGCCACUGUCUCCUUUGUUGAAUUUAUGUGCAUAAAUAUAUUCCUCUACCCCAUGUGCUUCCUUGAA
Molecule: messenger RNA, 1887 nt
Organism: Malania oleifera
Lineage: Eukaryota; Viridiplantae; Streptophyta; Magnoliopsida; Santalales; Ximeniaceae
Exons: 6
Coding region: 457-1644 (395 amino acids)
Molecular function (GO): lipid binding
Source: RefSeq, a predicted model, not a curated record